Stegastes partitus (bicolor damselfish) is the source of this 1421-nucleotide messenger RNA. It is a transcript of the gene arf6a, whose product is annotated as ADP-ribosylation factor 6a. Gene Ontology annotation, molecular function: GTPase activity; GTP binding. Bases 739 to 1266 code for a protein of 175 amino acids. Lineage: Eukaryota; Metazoa; Chordata; Actinopteri; Pomacentridae. The transcript has 2 exons. The record is from RefSeq and is a predicted model, not a curated record.
GUCCGCACCUUUUCCGGUAACACAGCACCGAGCGGCCGGAGAGAGAGAGAGCGGCGAGAGGGAGGCAGAGCGCGGCAAGAGCGGGGAGAAACGGCCCGGGGUCCGGGGGAUGAUCGCCGCAGACGCAGGGGGGAACGCGAGAGAAAGUCGGCCGAAUCAAUGACCUUUUGAGGGCUCUUCUUCUUCUGGAUGUCCCGCCGCAGACACGCACCGGAGAGCUUCGACUGUGGCGCGUUUUGGUGAGAAAACCCGCGGCCGUGUGAGAUCCAUCGAGCGGGAGAGAGGACAGCCGGCAGCCGAGGAGGAAGUGGGAACCCCGGGCUCGGACUGGGCCUGAUUUGGCAGAAGCAAAAAAAAAAAAAAAAAAGGAGAAAAAAAAAAGAAAAAGCCCCUGUGUGUGUGUCAGAUCCAGCAACACAACUGGAUUCAGCAGCUCACGUGUGGAUUUUUUUGAAGGAAAUCUGAGCUCAAGUUCAGAACAAGUGGAUGUGAUUUUUAUCUCAGUGGAUCAUGAACAUAAAUCCACACCCAGUUUUUCAUUCAUACAGCUGCCAGUGAAGCUCAGCAGCUCAGGUCACCACCAGUCCAGAUAAUUGUAACUUGAAUAUAGUGUGAGGCCUCCAGCAGCUGCACACUUUGUGUUCAACUUUCUUUUUUGGUUUUUCCCUCACUCUCUCAUUAGAGAAGUCCUCGCUUCUUUUCCUUCUCCUAACAAAGUAUUUAUGCACAGCAAACAAGAUGGGGAAGAUGCUCUCCAAGAUCUUCGGCAACAAGGAGAUGAGAAUAUUGAUGCUUGGACUUGACGCCGCCGGGAAGACCACCAUCCUGUACAAGCUGAAGCUGGGACAGUCGGUCACCACCAUCCCCACGGUGGGCUUCAACGUGGAGACCGUCACCUACAAGAACGUCAAGUUCAACGUGUGGGACGUGGGCGGCCAGGACAAGAUCCGGCCCCUGUGGAGACAUUACUACACGGGCACCCAGGGCCUCAUAUUCGUGGUGGACUGCGCCGACAGGGACCGGAUCGACGAGGCCAGGCAGGAGCUCCACCGGAUCAUCAACGACCGGGAGAUGCGGGACGCCAUCAUCCUCAUCUUCGCCAACAAGCAGGACCUGGCCGACGCCAUGAAGCCCCACGAGAUCCAGGAGAAGCUGGGCCUGACGCGGAUCAGGGACAGGAAUUGGUACGUUCAGCCAUCGUGCGCGACGUCGGGGGACGGACUGUACGAGGGCCUCACCUGGCUUACCUCAAACUACAAAUCCUAAUACCCCCCUCCCCUUCAUCCCACAUCGUCACCAGCCUGGACACUCGGAGGCAGAAAAAAAAAAAAAACGUAGCUGAGGAUUCAAGAAAAAACAAAACACAAAAAAAAGCAAAUAAACCCACGACCUCUCUGCUGAGUAUCAAAGAGAGUAGCAGU